Molecule: messenger RNA, 240 nt
Organism: Rangifer tarandus platyrhynchus (Svalbard reindeer)
Lineage: Eukaryota; Metazoa; Chordata; Mammalia; Artiodactyla; Cervidae
Source: the annotation of a GenBank genome assembly
AUGCGAGAUACGCAUGACAAGAGCAGCAGCCGUGACACCAGCGGCACCUGUGACAUUCGCAGCAAGAGAAGCACCCGUGACACCAGCGGCACCCACGACACCAGCGACAGCCGUGAGAAGAGUGACACCUAUGACACCAGCGGCACCCGGGACACCCAAGACACCAGCGACACUCAUGACACCCAUGGCAAGAGCAGCACCCAGUACAAGAACAGCACCCGAGACACCAGCGGCAUCUGA